This is a messenger RNA of Trichoderma breve, 1152 nucleotides long. RefSeq names its product aldo/keto reductase family domain-containing protein. The record is from RefSeq and is a predicted model, not a curated record. Bases 1 to 1152 code for a protein of 383 amino acids. NCBI's taxonomy places the organism in Eukaryota, Fungi, Ascomycota, Sordariomycetes, Hypocreales, Hypocreaceae. The transcript has a single exon.
AUGUCGAAAGUUUACGCCCCAGCUCCCGAGCCAAAAACUGAGCUUGGGAGAUAUCGAAUCCUCUCUUCUACGGCCGGCAUCCGUGUGUCUCCUCUCCAACUAGGAGCGAUGUCAAUUGGUAAUGGGUGGAGUGAAUUUAUGGGCUCGAUGGAUAAAGAACAGUCUUUUAAGCUCCUCGAUUACUUCUUUGAAGCUGGCGGCAACUUCAUUGACACUGCAAAUUGCUACCAAGAUGAUGACUCCGAGAAAUGGCUUGGCGAGUGGAUGUCAACACGGCAAAAUCGUGACCAGAUGGUUAUUGCUACGAAAUAUACUACUGACUAUAAGUCAUACGCUCUUGGCAAAGGGCGGGCGCCAAAUUCCUGCGGUAAUUCGCGACGAAGUAUGCAUACUAGUGUUCGCGAUUCACUCCUUAAGCUGCAAACCGAUUGGAUCGAUAUCCUCUAUGUUCAUUGGUGGGAUUUUACCUCUUCCAUCAAAGAAAUCAUGGAUAGCCUGCACAUUCUCGUUGAGCAAGGCAAAGUCCUCUAUUUAGGAGUCUCGGAUACCCCUGCCUGGAUCGUUAGUGCGGCCAACGAAUAUGCAGCCGCGUUUGGCAAGACUCCGUUUAGCAUUUAUCAGGGCCGUUGGAAUAUUAUGUUGCGUGACUUUGAAAGGGAAAUUAUUCCAAUGGCCCGUCAAUAUGGAAUGGCUCUUGCGCCAUGGGAUGUUCUUGGCGGAGGCAAGUUCCAAACGAAGAAGGCUUUGGAAGAGCGUGCGAAAAAUGGUGAAGGGCUACGCUCUACACGCGGCAAUGAACAAACUGAAGACGAAAGGAAAUUCAGUGAGGCGCUGGAGAAGGUUGCCGGAGAACAUGGCAUCGAGUCCAUCACGGCAAUUGCUCUCGCUUAUGUACGAGCCAAGGCGACCCGUGUGUUUCCUAUGGUUGGCGGCCGCAAGAUUGAGCAUCUCAGAGAUAACAUUCAGGCUUUAAGCAUCAAGCUGUCGCAAGAGCAGGUAGAUUACCUGGAAAGCGUGAAGCCUUUUGAAAUUGGAUUCCCCAACAACUUCAUCGGGCCCGAUCCUCAUGUCACGGGUCAUUUCACGGGGCUCGCUGCAGCAAGCGCAGCUCUUGCGGUUGAACAAUCACCCAAGCCGACGGGCCUUGCAUGA